UCUUCAACGCCUCAAAGGGGUACCUUUUCUUCUGUCCGCCCUUUCAUUCUUUGGAAAAAGUACAAAUCGAAUACGAAUUCUGUCCAUUGAUGCAUGUGCAUAUAAUAUAUACCAUACAGGUAGGUGUGUACAUGUGCUUGUAUCCAUCAUAUAUAUACUUACAAGCUCCCAUUUUGGGGUUGAAUUUGCGGAGAAUCCGAAUCCCUUGUGUUGUUCUUGAUGGCCCUCGUUCAAAGACUCCACCUUUCUUCUAAAUUUCCCUCAUCCGAUUUCCGAAAUCGGCCACGAGCAAGGGCUAAUUCCAUAAACCCUAAUCUCGUUGCCUCUUUGCAUUACAAAAACCCAUCUGGGUCUUCUUCUCCGUUCACGGAGAAGCACUCAUUGGAGAGAUAUGAGAGAGAUCAAUGGCUGUACAAGGCGGUGGAACCCGACCCAUCUACUCCGUCUCCGUCGCCGGUUCUCUCCUGCUCUCUCCCUUCCGAUAACUUCUCUUCCAGGGAAAACGACAUCGCUCUGCAGCUGCCCGAGCUGAAGAAGCUAUUGGCCGUGUUGAGAGAGAAGAGAAAAAGAUCUUGCGAAGGAGGUGGUAAUGGCGGCGGCUGUGGGCCCGGAGAUGUGUAUCUGGUCGGGACAGGACCUGGAGAUCCUGAGCUUCUGACACUCAAAGCUGUGAGAGUGAUCAAAAGCGCCGAUCUUUUGCUCUACGACAGGCUUGUGUCGAAUGAUGUGUUGGAUUUGGUUGGUCCUGAUGCUAGGCUUCUUUAUGUCGGGAAAACCGCCGGUUAUCAUAGCAGAACCCAGGAGGAGAUACAUGAGCUACUCUUAAGUUUUGCUGAAGCAGGUGCCACUGUUGUGAGGCUUAAAGGAGGUGAUCCUCUGGUUUUCGGAAGGGGCGGUGAGGAAAUGGACUUUCUGCAACAGCAGGGCAUCCGAGUUCAAGUUAUACCCGGUAUUACCGCGGCUUCGGGGAUAGCGGCAGAGCUGGGGAUUCCGUUAACCCAUCGAGGUAUUGCAAACAGCGUGCGGUUCCUUACGGGUCAUUCCCGAAAAGGAGGGACCGACCCUCUUUAUGUGGCGGAAAAUGCAGCCGACCCUGAAACAACCCUCGUCGUUUACAUGGGUUUGGGAACUUUACCUUCUCUUGCUCGAAAGCUGAUGGAUCAUGGUCUUCCGGGUGAUACACCUGCCACCGCAAUCGAACGUGGAACCACUCCUCAACAGCGUACGGUUUUCGCGGAGCUGAAGGAUCUUGCGGACGAGAUCGAGUCAGCCAAGCUGGUUUCGCCGACGCUCAUCGUCAUUGGAAAAGUCGUAGCACUCUCCCCCUUUUGGCCGUAUUGCACAGAAGAGGCGUCCUGUCUUAUCCAGACCGCAUAGCUUUUCAUGUUCCAUCCAUUACCAAUCUAACAGGAGCUCCUCCAUAACAAGUUCUCGGCGGAAGAACUGAAAAUAUGUGAUCUGUGUCUUCCGGGUGAGGGUUGAGGAAUCGGCAAAAAAACCUUUGAAGUGUUUUGAUGGAAGCUGCCAUUGUUGGAGGAAGAAUCCUUUUCUUUGUUGUUGUUGUCGUUCGAUUCUUUCGGAGACGAUGUUAAUUAACACUGGAAAAAAAAAGUCCUGAAAUCAUUCAGUAAUAAAAAACGAUAAAAAGAAUAUUACCGUGAAUCCAA
Messenger RNA from Tarenaya hassleriana, 1667 nucleotides. Its product is annotated as uroporphyrinogen-III C-methyltransferase. Lineage: Eukaryota; Viridiplantae; Streptophyta; Magnoliopsida; Brassicales; Cleomaceae. The transcript has 5 exons. The record is from RefSeq and is a predicted model, not a curated record. Gene Ontology annotation, molecular function: uroporphyrin-III C-methyltransferase activity. Gene Ontology annotation, biological process: siroheme biosynthetic process. The coding region runs from base 220 to 1377 and encodes 385 amino acids.